Molecule: messenger RNA, 7083 nt
Organism: Aspergillus niger
Lineage: Eukaryota; Fungi; Ascomycota; Eurotiomycetes; Eurotiales; Aspergillaceae
Exons: 5
Coding region: 1-7083 (2360 amino acids)
Biological process (GO): negative regulation of macroautophagy; protein phosphorylation; TOR signaling
Cellular component (GO): nucleus; TORC1 complex; TORC2 complex
Molecular function (GO): protein-containing complex binding; protein binding; protein serine/threonine kinase activity
Source: RefSeq, a predicted model, not a curated record
AUGGCGCAAGCAGGUCCUAUCACGGACGUUACUCAUCGGCUUUUCGCCGAGUUGAAGUCGAAGAAUGAGGAGACACGGGUGCGAGCUGCUUACGAGCUUUACGACAACGUUCUCGCUAUCUCUCGAGACUGGUCCCCCGAGAAGUUUUUGGAGUUUUUUAACGCGGUUAGCCAGCGCAUAGCACAACUGGUAGUUACUGGGAAUGACGCACACGAGAAGAUCGGUGGCCUGUUGGCCCUUGAUCGUCUGAUAGACUUUGAAGGAGUGGACGCUGCGCAGAAGACCACUCGGUUCGCCAGUUACUUGCGCAAUGCUCUUCGCAGCAACGACAAUGCAGUAUUGGUCUAUGCUGCUGCGGCUCUUGGCCGUUUGGCUAAACCAGGCGGAGCUCUGACUGCGGAGCUAGUGGAGAGUGAAAUACAAUCUGCUCUGGAGGCCCUUCAGUCAGAACGACAAGAAAGCCGACGGUUUGCUGCCGUGCUCGUUAUCCGGGAGCUCGCGAAAGGCUCACCCACGCUUCUUUAUGGCUUCGUUCCCCAGAUCUUCGAGCUAAUUUGGGUCGCUCUGAGGGAUCCCAAGGUUCUCAUACGGGAAGCUGCGGCUAAUGCUGUCAGCGAGUGCUUUGAUAUAAUCGCUGCUAGAGAUUUGCAGGUUCGGCAGCUAUGGUUCUCAAGGGUAUACGAGGAAGCGCUUUUAGGUCUCAAAUCAAGCAAUGUGGAUUGGAUACAUGGCUCGCUCCUGGUUCUCAAGGAGCUUCUCCUAAAGGGCGCCAUGUUCAUGAAUGAGCACUACCGAAAUGCCUGCGAGAUAGUCCUCCGUCUCAAGGACCAUCGUGAUCCGAAAAUCCGCACUCAGGUUGUUCAGACAAUCCCGAUUCUCGCCUCCUACGCCCCCCUUGACUUCACAGAGACGUACCUCCACAGAUUCAUGAUCUAUCUCCAGGCCCAGCUUAAAAGAGAUAAAGAACGGAACGCCGCGUUCAUCGCUAUAGGAAAGAUCGCGAAUGCUGUUGGGGUCGCCAUCGCACAAUAUCUCGAUGGCAUCAUCGUUUAUAUCAGGGAAGGUCUAGCAAUGAAAGCGAGGAACCGAGCUGCCGUUCAAGAAGCGCCAAUGUUCGAGUGUAUCAGUAUGCUGUCUUUGGCUGUAGGCCAGGCGCUCAGCAAGUACAUGGAAGCAUUACUCGAUCCCAUUUUCGCCUGCGGGCUUAGCGAAUCCUUAACCCAAGCGCUGGUCGACAUGGCUCACUAUAUUCCGCCAAUAAAGCCCAUAAUCCAAGAAAAACUACUGGAUAUGCUAAGCUUGAUUCUUUAUGGCACUCCUUUCAGGCCUUUGGGGUGCCCAGAGAGCAGAUUACCUCCAAUGCCCUCAUUUGCACGGGAUUUCGCCCCUCAAGAGCUACACUCUGACACGGAGAUCGCCCUUGCAUUGCACACACUAGGCAGUUUUGACUUUUCGGGCCAUAUCCUUAACGAAUUUGUGCGGGACGUGGCGAUCAACUAUGUCGAGAAUGACAACCCUGAGAUCCGGAAAGCUUCAGCACUCACCUGCUGUCAGCUGUUUGUUCAUGAUCCUAUCAUCAACCAGACAAGCAGUCAUUCGAUCCAAGUCGUCAGUGAGGUAAUCGACAAGCUUUUGACUGUUGGUGUUGGAGAUCCCGACCCUGACAUCCGACGUACUGUCCUGUGGUCCUUGGAUAGGAAAUUUGAUCGGCACCUAGCUAGACCGGAGAACAUCAGAUGUUUAUUCUUGGCUGUCAAUGAUGAAGUGUUCCCCGUCAGAGAGGCUGCGAUCUGUAUCAUAGGUCGCCUUUCCAGUGUCAACCCUGCCUACGUCUUCCCACCGCUGCGGAAGCUGCUUGUCAACCUUUUGACAAGUCUCGGCUUUGCUAGCACUGCACGCCAAAAGGAAGAGAGUGCCCAGUUGAUCAGCCUGUUUGUUUCGAAUGCGACGAAAUUGAUCCGGUCCUAUGUUGAUCCUAUGGUGACUACACUGCUACCCAAGGCAACCGACGCCAAUCCUGGUGUCGCUUCCACUACAUUGAGGGCCGUUGGUGAACUUGCAAAUGUGGGUGGCAGUGAAAUGAAAACAUACCUGCCGCAGCUUAUGCCGAUUAUCCUGGAUGCGCUACAGGAUCUCUCUUCUCAUUCCAAGCGCGAGGCGGCCUUGAGGACACUGGGCCAGCUGGCCAGCAACUCCGGUUACGUUAUUGAUCCAUACCUCGAAUAUUCUCAUCUACUCGCAGUCCUUAUCAACAUCAUCAAGACCGAGCAAACCGGGUCUCUGCGUAAGGAGACAAUCAAAUUACUGGGUAUUCUUGGAGCCUUGGACCCCUACAAAUACCAACAGAUCAGCGAGACCGCGCCGGUAGUUCAUCACAUCAAUGAAGUGCAAACUGUAUCUGAUGUCGCGCUUAUCAUGCAAGGCCUCACGCCGUCCAGCGAGGAGUACUACCCUACAGUUGUUAUUAACACGCUAAUGCAAAACAUCUUGCGUGAAUCGUCUCUUGCGCAGUAUCACUCUGCAGUCAUUGAUGCCAUUGUGACGAUAUUCAAGACCCUUGGUCUGAAAUGCGUACCAUUCCUUGGACAGAUAAUACCAGGUUUCAUAUCGGUCAUCAGAGGAUCACCCCCGAGCCGCCUUGAAUCGUACUUCAAUCAGAUGGCGAUUCUGGUCAAUAUCGUGCGGCAACACAUACGAGCCUUUUUGCCCGAGAUCAUUGAAGUCGUCCGUGAAUUCUGGGAAGCUUCCUACCAAGUUCAGGCUACAAUACUCUCGCUCGUGGAAGCGAUCGCCAAGUCAUUGGAAGGUGAAUUCAAGAAGUACCUUGCAGGCCUGAUCCCUCCGAUGCUCGACACGCUUGAGAAGGACACCACGAUGCGUCGUCAACCUUCGGAGAAGAUACUCCACACAUUUUUGAUAUUCGGUACAAGCGGAGAGGAGUAUAUGCACCUGAUUGUUCCCUCCAUCGUGCGACUUUUUGACAGGACUCAAAACCCCCAGAGUAUCCGAAAGUCCGCUAUUGAGACCCUCACCAAGCUUUCACGGCAGGUGAACGUCUCGGACUUCGCAUCAUUGAUGGUCCAUUCUCUGUCCCGGGUUGUUGCAGGCACCGAUCGCGUGCUGCGACAAGCUGCUAUGGACUGUAUCUGCGCGCUCAUCUUUCAGCUAGGCCAAGACUUCAACCACUACAUCCACCUGCUGAAUAAGGUCAUAAAGUAUAACCAGAUCAAUCAUGUCAACUACCACAUCUUGGUGACGAAGAUACAAAAGGGGGAUCCGCUCCCACAAGACCUCAAUCCCGAGGAAAACUACGCGGCACUGGCGGAUGACACCAAUUAUGCCGAGAUUGGACAAAAGAAGAUGGUUGUCAACCAGCAGCACUUGAAGAAUGCUUGGGACGCCUCACAGAAGUCUACUCGUGAAGACUGGCAAGAGUGGAUUCGACGAUUUAGCGUUGAAUUGCUGAAAGAGUCACCUUCUCCCGCUCUUCGAGCAUGCGCGAGUUUGGCUGGUAUAUAUCAGCCCUUAGCGAGGGAUCUCUUCAACGCGGCGUUUGUUUCCUGCUGGACCGAGUUGUAUGACCAAUACCAAGAAGAGCUCGUCCGGUCGAUCGAGAAGGCCCUCACCUCACCUAAUAUACCUCCCGAAAUCCUGCAGGUUCUUCUUAACCUAGCGGAAUUCAUGGAGCAUGACGACAAGGCCCUUCCCAUUGAUAUCCGCACUCUAGGCAAGUACGCUGCUAAAUGUCACGCGUUCGCGAAGGCCUUGCAUUACAAGGAACUUGAGUUUGAGCAAGACCAGAACUCAGGGGCAGUGGAGGCUUUGAUCACCAUCAACAAUCAGCUUCAGCAAUCUGAUGCUGCAAUUGGUAUCUUGCGAAAAGCGCAGGCUUACCGGGAUGUGGAGCUCAAAGAGACAUGGUUUGAGAAGCUUCAACGUUGGGAGGAGGCUCUUGCUGCGUACAAACGACGUGAGAAGAUAGACCCAGAUUCCUUCGGAGUCACGAUGGGUAAAAUGCGCUGUCUCCAUGCUCUCGGUGAGUGGAAGGUGCUCUCCGACCUCGCCCAGGAGAAGUGGAACCAGGCAUCCCUCGAACAUCGCAGAGCCAUUGCACCUCUAGCUGCAGCGGCUGCGUGGGGUCGCGGCCAGUGGGAAUUGAUGGAUUCCUAUCUUGGUGUAAUGAAGGAGCAGUCGCCAGAUCGGUCCUUCUUCGGCGCCAUCCUUGCCAUUCACCGGAAUCAGUUUGACGAAGCAACCAUGUAUAUUGAAAAGGCUCGCAAUGGUUUGGACACAGAGCUUUCAGCACUGCUGGGAGAGUCGUACAACCGUGCCUACAAUGUUGUUGUGCGUGUUCAAAUGCUCGCUGAGCUCGAGGAGAUCAUUACGUACAAACAGAACAUUGGCGAUCCCGAGAAACAGGAUUCGAUGCGUCAAACAUGGAACAAGCGACUACUCGGCUGUCAACAAAAUGUAGAGGUAUGGCAGCGCAUGCUCAAGGUUAGGGCGCUUGUCACCUCUCCUCGUGAGAACCUCGACAUGUGGAUUAAAUUCGCCAAUCUCUGUCGCAAAUCCAACCGUAUGGGACUCGCCGAGCGGUCGCUCGCAUCACUGGAGACCGUGGUUUCCGACAGCAACGGCACGAGGGCAAUUGCUCCCCCAGAAGUUACCUAUGCCCGAUUGAAGUUCAACUGGGCCACCGGACGUCAACGCGAGGCCCUUCAAAUGUUGAAGGAGUUCACUUCAAGCCUGACAGAAGACCUUACACGGUUCAAUGCUCUCAUGUUAUCGCAGGCGGAUCAUAAUGGAAUAAAUGGAUUCAGAAGGCUACUAGCAAAGAGCUAUCUCCGCCAAGGUGAAUGGCAGACAACGCUGCAGCGAGGUGAUUGGAGACCGGAACACGUUCGUGAAGUGCUCAAUGCGUAUGCCGCUGCGACCAAAUACAACCGUGAUUCAUACAAAGCAUGGCAUUCGUGGGCAUUGGCGAACUUUGAAGUCGUUACGACGAUUGCUAGCCAAGCCAGCAGAGAUGGCACGACAAUGGCCAUGGUCCCCGGACACAUUGUCACGGAGCAUGUAAUACCUGCACUUCGCGGCUUCCUCAGGUCAAUUUCACUGUCGUCAACCUCAUCCCUGCAGGAUACAUUGCGGUUGCUGACACUCUGGUUCACCCACGGUGGUGAUCAGGAAGUGAACAGUGUUGUAGCAGAAGGCUUUACGGCAGUGAACAUUGAUACCUGGCUUGCUGUCACUCCACAGCUUAUAGCUCGGAUCAAUCAACCUAAUAUCCGAGUGCGGAGUGCUGUUCAUCGGCUGCUGGCUGAAGUUGGCAAAGUACAUCCCCAGGCUUUGGUGUACCCAUUGACCGUUGCAAUGAAGUCUAAUGUUGCUCGACGAUCGCAAUCCGCCAGCAACAUUAUGGACAGCAUGCGACAGCACAGUGCGAAACUCGUGGAGCAAGCUGAUGUUGUAAGUCAUGAGCUGAUUCGAGUCGCGGUCUUGUGGCACGAGCUCUGGCACGAAGGCCUAGAAGAAGCCUCCCGACUCUACUUUGGCGAUCACAAUGUGGAAGGCAUGUUUGCAACUCUAGCGCCCUUGCAUGAGAUGCUCGAUAAGGGUGCCGAGACGUUGCGCGAGGUGUCAUUUGCUCAGGCCUUUGGUCGCGAUCUUGCAGAGGCGAAGCACUAUUGUAUGCUCUACCGGGAGACUGAAGAGAUUGGUGAUUUGAACCAAGCAUGGGAUCUUUAUUACACAGUAUUCCGCAAGAUCAGCCGGCAGCUGCCACAGCUCUCCACGCUCGAUUUGAAAUACGUUUCACCCAAGCUCAAGGAUUGUAUUGACCUUGACCUUGCGGUCCCAGGUACAUACCAAAGUGGCAGGCCCAUCAUUCGCAUCCUCAGCUUCGAUCCCAUAUUACACGUACUACAGACCAAGAAGAGACCACGGAGAAUGACAUUGAAGGGCAGUGACGGAAACUCGUACAUGUACUGUGUGAAGGGACACGAAGACAUCCGGCAGGAUGAACGUGUCAUGCAGCUCUUCGGCCUGGUCAACACACUACUUGAUAACGAUGGAGAGAGUUUCAAACGGCAUCUGUCUGUGCAACGGUUCCCUGCAAUCCCGCUAUCACAGAGCUCUGGUAUCCUUGGAUGGGUUUCCAACAGUGACACAUUGCAUGCCUUGAUCAAGGAAUACCGAGAAAGCCGACGUAUCUUGCUGAACAUUGAACACCGCAUUAUGCUCCAAAUGGCGCCCGACUACGAUAAUCUUACUCUUAUGCAGAAGGUGGAGGUGUUCGGCUAUGCCAUGGACAAUACCACUGGAAAGGACCUCUAUCGCGUUCUAUGGCUUAAGAGUAGUAGCUCGGAGGCCUGGCUGGAGCGCCGCACGAACUACACGCGUUCCCUUGGUGUCAUGUCCAUGGUUGGUUACAUACUUGGUCUUGGCGAUCGUCACCCGUCCAAUUUGCUUCUGGAUCGGGUUACCGGAAAAGUGGUCCAUAUCGACUUCGGUGACUGCUUCGAGGUGGCGAUGCACCGUGAGAAGUAUCCUGAGAGGGUACCUUUCCGGUUGACUCGUAUGUUGACAUUUGCCAUGGAAGUCAGCAAUAUCGAAGGAAGUUACCGGAUUACUUGCGAGGCUGUCAUGCGUGUCUUGAGAGAGAACAAGGAUUCCCUCAUGGCUGUUUUGGAAGCGUUCAUUCACGAUCCACUGAUCAACUGGCGUUUGGGGAUCCGCGAGUCCCCAGAUCGAAUGCCAUUUUCUGCCGAGCGUCGUCAGUCGGUCGUCUCUAACAUUAAUAUCGAUCAUGGGGUACAGCCCAGCAACUUCUCUCGUCACCGCCGGCCUUCCAUUCUUGAGGGUGGUAUCUUGGAUGCACAGGAGGGCAUUCCCAACGAAGCUAGAGAGGCACAGAACGCGCGAGCGCUCCAGGUGCUUGCCCGUGUCAAGGAGAAGCUGACAGGAAGAGAUUUCAAGCCGAGUGAGGAACUCAACGUCAGCGACCAGGUGGACAAGCUUCUUGCGCAAGCCACCAGUGUCGAGAACAUCUGUCAGCAUUGGAUUGGAUGGUGCAGUUUCUGGUGA